AGUAACUGGAAAGCAGUGGAUCUUGUAGGGUAGCUUCUCGCAGCAAAAUUCCAUCCGUGACAAACUUGAUGCGGGUCCGAUGAAGCGUGGUACAAUCAUCAAAUCGCACCGCAUAUCCCACCACACCUCCCACACUGCCACUCCCCUCUUCGUGUGCCACACGUUGGGCCAAGGUUUGUGCCGCAAUGCGCCGUGGUUGCGUACACACUAUUUGAAAAUCAUUCUCGUCCGAUGCCCAUCCAUUCUCGUACAAAAACUGAACCAACUGGGUCGACUUGCCACAUCCCGUUUCUCCCACAAGCACGACGACUCCAUAGUGUUCCAUGCUGUAUAGGAACUGACGCUUGUGUUUGUAAAUGGGAAGUAGCAUCCGUUGCUGGGCCAACGGGGCACGGCUAAAGUUGAACGUGGGAGCAUCCACGCCUCGAUCCUCAUUGUCAUCUCUUAAUACAGAAGAAGAAGAUCGAUAAGCGGAGGAGGACGACGAAGCUGGUUUCCAAAAACUCAUGGUUCAUAUUUCUUUUGCUUGUAGAUCUACUGUAGCAUUUCAAUUUCAAUCUACUCAAGUCCAAACACCAAACGAAAGGUAGCUAUGGCCGAGCGGUGUCGUUUCGUUGUGUGUUGCUGUGGUGCCAUUGUGGUGGUUGCAAAAGAUACCGGGCCCGUUCAUUGGGUUGAACUUCCUUUCACAGCUUUGCUAGCUACUGUAACUCUGCUGUCUUUGAAGCAGUCAAUUCUCGUUCCACGUUGACCAGUCGAUUUUAGGUACAUUAAAAACUUCCACGCUUGCAAAGCUUCCCUUCGCUUCGAUGUCCACAGAACGGAGAGGUGUUUCAUAAUCUCACAACACCAUCGGCAGCCGCCAAACUAAAUAACCAAGAGCUUUUGAUUGCAUACCGUUACCAUGUCUAUGAUCACCGACGACGAACCUGCUAGCAUUGACGUGUUGUUGCAGCAGAAGGAUAUCUGGGUUGGGAAGAUCUUGCCAUAUCUUGGCAUGGGACACUAUGCCUUUGUUGGACCUGCCAACAAACAACUCAAUCAUCUCUACAAGGCGUACUGUGAGAAUGUGAAGAAUCCUCCUUUAGUCUGGGUUGGAUGGAAGAAAACUGUGGCAAUGAGCACUGGCACCUUCUAUAGUGUAGCAUUCUACAAUGUGGCGUGUGCAGAAUUCUGGUACUCUCGACCGAAACAUCCUGAGCAGGUCGAUCAAUGCACAGUCAUUGCCAAGGUUGGAAGCAUCCCAGUACUUCAGUGGGCACGAAAGAAAGGUAUUCCAUGGACUGAGUACACUUGUGUAGCAGCUGCCAAAGGUGGGCAUCUGGAAACCUUAAAAUGGUUGCACAAUAAUGGUUGUCCAUGGAAUGCUGGGACAUGUGAAAGAGCUGCUGCAUAUGGACACUUUGAAAUUUUGAAAUAUGCUCAUGAGAAUGGCUGUCAAUGGGAUUCAUGGACAUUCACAGAAAGUGCCAGGAAUGGACAUUUCAAUGUUUUAAAGUAUGCGGGUCAAAAUGGAUAUCCAUGGAGUGCUCGCACAUUUGAAGGAGCUGCUGAAGGUGGGCAUCUGGAUAUUAUGAAAUGGCUCCAUGAGCAUGGCUGUCGGUGGAAUUGGGAAGCUUGUAUAGCUGCCGCCAGAAAUGGUCAUCUCAACUGUCUGAAGUGGCUCCAUGAGAAUGGCUGUCCAUGGGAUCCAUGCAUUUGCUACAUUGCAGCUGAAAAAGGAAAUUUGGAAAUUCUGAAGUAUGCCCAUGAAAAUGGUUGUCCCUGGAAUGUGGAGGUAUUGAUCAGGGCUGCCGAAGGUGGACACUUUGCAAUCCUAGUUUAUGCUCAUGAAAAUGGCUGCCUUUGGGAUUCAAGUGUAUGUGCAGAGGCUGCUAGAUAUGGAGAUUUGAGCAUGCUAAAGUAUGCUCAUGAACAUGGCUGUCCAUGGGAUGAAGCAACGUGUACAGCAGCUGCUGAACAUGGCCACUUGGAGUUGCUCAAGUAUGCCCGUAAUGGGGGCUGUCCUUGGGAUUCAGCAGCAUGUUCAUCCGCUGCAUUUUGUGGACGUCUUGACAUUUUGAAAUGGCUCCGUGCCAAUCAUUGCCCAUGGGAUGCUUUGACAGUGAGAACAGCUGCAUUGAAGGGGGAGAAAGAAGUGAUGCAGUGGGCACUUGAAAAUGGCUGCCCAAAGUGGAGUGGUUUGGGUGGUGCUCUCACUGGCUAGGUCCUCAAAUUUGUCACCCCUGAUCCCACGGAACCAAGCCCCAAAUUUCACCUCUUGCUUGUCUAAGCAUGCCUCCCUGUUGGCUGCCAUUAGAUAACUUCCCUACUAGACUACUGAUACUCUAAACUUCCUCCACAAUUCCAACCAAAGUACAUGUACAUGUAAUUAUGCUCCCAACGGCAUUGCAGCCUUGCUGGUUGGAUCUUCCUUCGCGCAGCGCAUUGGCAUCGAUGCAAAAGGGCAUCACAGACCAAGAAAACAAGAAAACUUGGAUGAGAAUCCCUGCAUCCAUCGGCCAUCUCCCACAAUCCAAAUCUCUACCGGUAGAGCUAGAAUAGCAAACAUGAAGCAAGCAGCAUCUCCCCUCAAUGGUGGUCAAUCAACCAAGCGCCCUCGAAAGAAGAUGUCUGACGAUAAUAUUAUUGGAGAAUCCCCUGUUCAUGUGGUCCAACCAUCUCAUCCAGAUUUUCAAAAUCCCAUUGACACCAAUCCGAACCAUAAUAAUGGCAACAAUCUGUUGUCUGAUCUCCUGUCUCCCAUGACGCCCAAAGAAUUCAUGACCCAGCAUUUCCGGCAACGAGCUGUACAUGUCAAAGGAUCCACUUCAAAUAAUGAAAAUGGCAGGAAAGAAAAGAAACAGAAGAAGAAUCGCUUCCAACCAAUAAUCGAGGAUGGCAUGCUAAACUUGGAUCCCCUGGAAUUGGCCAAAGAAACCAGUUCCGAUUCUAUUUUUGUUUGGCUGGCGACUCAUGAUACCCAAAACAAGGAAUCUACCCAAGACGACAACAAUAAACCUUAUCCCCAUCCCCUGGUUCAUAGCAUUGAAGUGCCUGAUCCCGAGAGUGCCAAUGCCUUGCAUCAGGCUGGUCAUUCCCUUUAUUGUCGAGCACCACCACCCGUUGAACAAGUCCUGGUCGCCCAACUACUUCGAGACACGGGACUGGGGUGUGGCCAAUAUGAUCCUUCGGGAGAUUCCAUGACCAGUCUGGCACGGGGUGAAGUGGAAAUGUUCUUGACAUCUCGAUCGGGUGGAGUCACCGAUUGGCAUUUUGAUUUCCAAGAAAACUUUACCCUGCAAUUGAGUGGUGUCAAACGAUGGACGCUGCAGCGGGGGACCGUCCCGCACCCUCUACGGGCAUGUACGCCACAUUACAAGGCUACCAGUGUGGUGGAAAAUCAACUCAAGGCGACACAAUUGGCAACACAAGAUUUUUGCUUUGAACCGCCUACUACUACUACUGCCAAUAAUAACAAUAAUACCAGCAAGCAUGGUAACGAUACCAAGGGGCACCACAAUGCCGUUGGACCCACCGACACGGCAACGUUGCAUCCGGGCGAUGUCCUCUAUUUCCCUGCAGGCAUGUGGCACAAGAUCGAGGUUCUGGAACCUGGAGUCUCCAUCAACAUCUCGCUCAUGGCCGCCAACUAUGCCACUGUCACUUGCCAGGCACUCCAACACUACCUGCUGCAAAAGGAUGAAUGGCGGCAAGUGUUGGUACACAACCACGACCACAAAACCCUCAAUGCCGUUGACCAUUUGAAACAGCUCUUGAAAGAUUUGCCAAACAUUAUUCAAGACUUUGCACAAAACCAAGGCGGAGCCAGUGCCAUAUUGCCACCGGUGCUCUUGCAACCACCAAACUUCCAGCCAGAGGAUGACGACAAGGAAUCAUCCGAGCCCGACGAUGACCAAGAGGAAGAAACGAAACCACCCGCCAAGAAAGCAAAAGUCGAUGUUAGUGCGGGGAAGGGUAGCGAUGACGACGAGGAUGACAUGGAGGAUGACGCCGUAGAAGCAGAACCAGAUAAGAGCGAAUGGGCGGACGUUGCUGUGGAAGAAGAGACAGACGACAACAUAAUCGACGCCUGUGAGUUCGAAUACCCUGCCGGCUAUACUGGUCCUUGUUCCAUUGAUGAUGAUGAUGAUGAUGAUGCUUCCAAGGAAACUUUCAAGCUGCUGAAGCAACAUCGCCUGAUUUGCAAUCCUCUGGCCUCGUUGAUUCGAAUGGAUCAGAUCAACGGAUACUUUGCACGACGGUUGGGCAAGGAAAGCAGCGACCAAGACAAUCUGCUGUUUGUCCUCAACAUGAACUAUGCUGGGGUGGAAAGCCAUGAAAGUGCUGUCCGAGUUGUCCUACGAGAUGAUGCUGACGGACAAUUCCUGAACCAACUAUACCAAAACAGGAAAGCUGCAGCCAAAAACGACACGACAAAACGUCCACAAAACCUUGUGGACGACAAGGCGAUGAAGCAAGUCGUGAAGGAUUGCCCCAAAUUGAUUCAUUGCUUACUUUACUAUGGCUAUUUCAUUCUGGUGCCAAUAUCAGCAAAGUGAGCUGGAAAACAAGGAUUCAGUCCUCUUCAUCCGACAACCCGAUCCAAUCGAUUCCUGGUUUGCUCAGCUCCUGAAAUAAGGAGGAACCCAUGCCUGGUCCCACACCCACACCACCGCCAGUGGCCAACUCGGUCCGAGACAUUUCAUUGUUGGGCUUUGCUUUGUUCGCAACCGCUUUGAGUUGGCACGAUGCUGGCAGCGGCUUGGUUGUGGCGCUUGGUUGUGAUCCUAGCGAGCUUUGCUUUUGUGGUUUGUCUCCUUCCUCAUCGGAAGAGGACAAGUCCAAAAGACCCGUGGCAUCUUGCAACACCGAUGUGGUCGUCCAGAGCUUGGCGGCAGAAGGUUUGGGUGGAGACUUGUCAUAAUAUCUAGGAGAUUUCUUUUUGGAAG
Messenger RNA from Seminavis robusta, 4931 nucleotides. NCBI's taxonomy places the organism in Eukaryota, Bacillariophyta, Bacillariophyceae, Naviculales, Naviculaceae. The record is from the annotation of a GenBank genome assembly.